Molecule: messenger RNA, 366 nt
Organism: Aricia agestis (brown argus)
Lineage: Eukaryota; Metazoa; Arthropoda; Insecta; Lepidoptera; Lycaenidae
Exons: 1
Coding region: 1-366 (121 amino acids)
Source: RefSeq, a predicted model, not a curated record
AUGCUGACCGGGCACGGCUGCUUUGGUCAGUACCUGUGCCAGAUCGCGAGGAGAGAGAGUGACACAAGGUGUCACUACUGUUUUAACGAAAUGGACACGGCCGAACACACAUUGUCGACCUGUCCAUCUUGGACGGAACAACGCGCGGCCCUUACGGCUGCCAUUGGAGUGGACCUCUCCCUGCCAUCAAUAAUCCGGGCAAUGUUGAGCAGCGAGAUUGCGUGGCAGGCGGUGAAUGACUUUGCCCAGGAUGUCAUCACUGCAAAGGAGGAGGCCGAGCGCAGGAGAGAACGGGAGGCGUUCGACCCCUUGAGACGGCCGAGGAGAGGACGCGCACCACGGAGUGGACGCAGCGCCUUGCCUUAG